This is a messenger RNA of Nilaparvata lugens (brown planthopper), 1225 nucleotides long. RefSeq names its product zinc finger MYM-type protein 1-like. The annotation marks the transcript as partial. Lineage: Eukaryota; Metazoa; Arthropoda; Insecta; Hemiptera; Delphacidae. The record is from RefSeq and is a predicted model, not a curated record. The transcript has 2 exons.
UUUUCAAAAUUUUUCAUGUAAACCUAAAAAUGUUAAAUAAGAAAGUAAAUUUAAGUAUAUUCAAAUGUUUAUAGUCAUGAGUUAUAUUUUAUAUGAUUCAACAGAAAAUUGUUUUUAUUCUAUUCUAUUACUAUGCCACAUUUGCAGUGCGUGAACGCAGGGCUUUCUAUGCUUUCUAUGCGGUUUCUUUUCAUUAAUAUUGUUGAUGAAGCAAGAGAUGUUUCAACAAAAGAGAAAAUGUCUGUUUGGGUCAGAUACACAAACAAAACUAAACUGUUGGAACGAUUUUUGGGCUUUGUUGAGUUAACCGAGUUGUCAGCAAAGUCUCUCUUUUCGGAGAUAUCACAAUUUUUGGAAAACAGUGGUUUGAAUAUUAAAAGGUUCGUCGGCCAGGCAUACGAUGGUGCUUCAGUUAUGAGUGGCCAUUUGACCGGAGUGAAUGUUUUGGUGAGAGAAGUAGCCGAAAAUCCGUGUGUUUAUGUUCAUUGUUAUGCACAUAGGUUAAAUUUGAUUUUGGUAGACAUGGCUAAAAAUGUGAAGUUAGUUGAUGAUAUGUUAGGAUUACUAGAGGAAAUUUAUGCUUUCCAGUCAGCUUCUACUCUGAGACACCAAAAAUUCAGGGAUGCUCAAGAAAGGGAAGAUCCAAAGAAACGAAUUUUUGAAAUGCCACAGCAAAGUGACACUCGGUGGGUGAGCAAGUACAAGGGAGUCAUGUACUUCGAAAAUAAUUUCUUGGCUGUUUUAUCAGUUUUAGAUAGUUUUACCACCUCUUCUAAUAAAAUGGAAGCUGCCUCUGCUAAAGGGUUUCUGAUGCAACUGAAAGAAUUUGACGUUAUUUUCGCCCAUCAUUUUCUAGGGGACAUGAAUGAGGAUGUGCAACUCCCGUGUGCCAAUGCCGAACUGCUAGUUGAACAUGAAGAGAAAAAUUCAAUGACUUCUGCUGAAAAAUUAUUAUUCUCAAUGGACCUAUCACAGAUUCUAGAUCAUGAGGAAGAAAUAGCUGAUUUCUUCGUGCAUGCACAACCAAACACAUCACAGGAUAUUGUUAUUAAUAAUCAAGAUGGACAACUUGACAAAUCAGAACAGCAGACUUCAACACCGCUAGUAACAGCAAUGGAAGAAAAAACUAUUGCUUCAUCAGAAAGUGACUGUGACAACUCAGAUGAGGAUACUAACUAUGAGGGUAACUCUGAUUCAAGUAGCAUUAGCAAUGACAGUAAUACAG